AUGGUUCUCUUUUACCUAUUAAUCCUCUUGGCCGCUACUACCUCUGCUGUGGUAUCUCAAUUUCAAGGUCCAAUCGGAGUAUGCAACGGGCGAGUCGGCAACAAUCUACCACCGGAGCACGACGUCGUCGAGCUCUACAAAGCCAACGGAAUAAAAAAAAUGCGAAUCUACUACCCUAACCCGGCCACCAUCGCCGGCCUCCAAGGCUCCGACAUCGAGCUCCUCCUCGGCGUCCCCAACACAGACCUCCCCUCCCUCCAAUCCGACGCCACCGCAUGGAUCCAAACCAACGUCAUUCCCCACUUUCCCGCCACCAAAAUCCGCUACAUCGCCGUCGGCAACGAAAUCGACCCCUCCAAUUCCGAAUUUGCCCCUCUCCUUCUCCCCGCCAUGCAAUCCAUCUACAACGCCCUCUCAAAAUUCGGACUACAAACCCAAAUCAAGGUCUCCACCGCGGCCUAUUCCGCGAUACUAGCGUCCACCUCUCCGCCCUCGGCGUCCGUCUUUAAAGACGCCUCGUUCAUGGCUCCAAUCGUCGAAUUUUUGGUGAAGAAAGAAUCUCCACUUCUGGUCAACAUAUAUCCUUACUUUGCCUACCUCGCAGACAAGAAUAUAAGUCUCGAUUUCGUCUUGUUUAAUUCGGAACGAGUAGAAUUUGUUGACAAUGGAUUGGAGUAUAGGAACAUAUUUGAUGCUAUGGUUGACGGGGUUUACUACGCGCUGGAGAAGGCCGGAGGGGGCGGUGUGGAGGUGGUGAUUUCGGAGAGUGGGUGGCCGUCCGGGGGAGGAGAUGGGGUGGUGGAGAGUGUUGAGAAGGCGGCGAUUUAUUACCGGAAUUUGAUAGGGCACGUGGAAGGAGGAACACCGAAGAGAAAGGGGAAAGCGUUGGAGACAUACUUGUUUGGCAUGUUUGAUGAGAAUGAGAAGAGUGGCAGUGCAACCGAGCAGCAUUUUGGCCUCUUUAAUCAUAUUGAUAAAACUCCUAAAUACCAACUAGCACCAUCACACUAG
Messenger RNA from Salvia hispanica, 1011 nucleotides. NCBI's taxonomy places the organism in Eukaryota, Viridiplantae, Streptophyta, Magnoliopsida, Lamiales, Lamiaceae. The record is from RefSeq and is a predicted model, not a curated record.